This is a messenger RNA of Penicillium manginii, 1281 nucleotides long. Its product is annotated as pyridoxal phosphate-dependent transferase. Gene Ontology annotation, cellular component: cytosol. Gene Ontology annotation, biological process: L-aspartate biosynthetic process. The record is from RefSeq and is a predicted model, not a curated record. Lineage: Eukaryota; Fungi; Ascomycota; Eurotiomycetes; Eurotiales; Aspergillaceae. Bases 1 to 1281 code for a protein of 426 amino acids. Gene Ontology annotation, molecular function: pyridoxal phosphate binding; L-aspartate:2-oxoglutarate transaminase activity. The transcript is spliced from 3 exons.
AUGGGUUCAAUCUCCGAACCACCCCCAUCAACCUCCCACUUCACCAACCUCCCCCAGAUCCCAACGGACGAACCCUUCGCCGUGAACGCUUCCUACAUUAAAGACCCCCACCCGAAAAAAGUAAAUCUGGGAAUCGGUGUCUACCGCACGAACAAAGGAGACCCAUGGCCCCUCCGCGUCGUCGAGGACGCUGAAAAAGCAAUCUACCACGUUAAAGACGUCAGUCGACACGAAUACCUCAGCAUACAAGGGGAUCGCGAAUUCCUCCGACUAGCAGCAGAUCUCGUCUUUGACCUUGAAUCCGCACAAAACGGGGCAGAUACGCCGCAAAGCAGUCAUGCCAGGGUAACAUCAAUCCAAACCGUCUCAGGAACGGGCGCGAACAGACUAGGAGCAGAAUUCCUCACCCGAAACAUCUCCCCAGGCAAUGUCUGGAUUCCAGCACCAACAUGGGCAAAUCAUCACACAAUCUGGGACCUGGCCGGUGUACCUAGAAAAGAAUACCCAUACUACAACGCCCUGACAGGAAAGUUCAAUUUUGAAGAAACCCUCCAAACCCUCCGCACGCAUUCUUCCAAGAAUGAUAUCCUAGUCCUACAUGCCUGCGCGCACAACCCCACGGGCGCAGACCCGAGCCGUGAACAGUGGGAAGGUAUUCUCUCAGUUUGUAAAGAAAAGGGUCUCAUUCCAUUCUUCGAUCUGGCAUAUCAGGGCUUUGCGUCCGGAGACGUGGGCAAGGACGGCUGGGCUAUACGCAGAUUUUUCGAAGAGGGUGGUAUUGAGUUCGUUGUUGCGCAGAGCUUUUCGAAGAACUUUGGCCUUUAUGGGCAGAGGGUUGGUGCUUUGCAUGUUGUUUCUUCUGCUGCUGCCUGUGGUGCUACGGAUGAUAUUCUCGCUACGCUUUGCCAUCUCGUUCGCGGGGAGUAUUCUAUGGCGCCGAGGGGUGGGGCUGAGAUUGUCCGGACUGUUUUGGGAAAUAAGGGGCUUCGGGCUAAGUGGGUUGAGGAUUUGGAUACGAUGAGUACGAGAAUUCUGUCCAUGAGGACGGCUUUGUUUGAGGAGAUGGUGGCGCUUGGGACGCCGGGGGAUUGGGGGCAUAUUCUUAAGCAGAUUGGGAUGUUUACGUACGUUGGGUUGUCAGAGAGUCAGGUCUUUGCUAUUCGGGAACGACAUCAUGUUUAUAUGCUCAAGUCGGGGCGGAUUUCUAUUUCUGGAUUGAAUGAGAGUAAUGUUCGAUAUGUUGCGAUGGCAAUCGAUGAUGUGGUUCGAUCGGUUUCUUAG